CUCUAACAUACGCUGGAGGAGGCGGUCCUAGCACCAAAGGACGCCGUUUAUCACAUCACAUAGAAGCUUUGAAUUAUUCUUUUUUUUUUUUUUUUGGUGGUGGUGGUGUUGUUAUUCAUGAAAUAACUUGAACAUCGUAGAUACACAAUGAUUUCGCCGUGGGACCGGUGGUACUCGACGAGCUGCUGCCUCUGCUGCCAUGUACGGACAGGGACCAUUAUUCUGGGAAUAUGGUAUAUGCUCAUCAAUGCGGUUGUCCUACUCAUCUUGUUGUCGGCUCUCAAUGACCCAGUUCAAUACCGCUACCACCUUACCAGCACUGAGCUGGGAACUGACAUUGAUGUCAUGGACGAUGCAAAUAUCUGCAUAGCCACUGCGAUAUCCCUGCUCAUGAUUCUUAUAUGUGGCAUGGCAACAUAUGGUGCUUACAAGCAACAUGCUGCUUGGAUCAUUCCAUUCUUCUGCUACCAAAUCUUUGACUUCGCCCUUAACACACUGGUAGCCAUAAGUGUGGUUGUUUAUCCCAACACGGUGCAGGACUACCUCCAGCAGCUGCCGGGGACAUUCCCUUACAAAGAGGACAUCAUGUCCACCAACAACAUGUGCCUAGUUUUUGCAGUCCUCCUCUUCAUUGGCUGCAUCCUCUCCUUCAAGGCCUACCUGAUUGGCUGUGUGUGGAACUGCUACAGAUAUGUGAGCGGCAGGGGCACCACGGAAGUCCUGGUUUAUGUCACCACCAAUGACACCACGGUUCUGCUACCACCGUACGAGGAGGCCAUCGCCAUACCACCGAAGGAGCCCCCUCCCCAGUAUAUGGAGGCAUGAGAGACGUCCUCGCUGCCGGACCCCAUAGCCCAAGCUCCUACCACGUGUCCCUCCUCCAACAGUAGAACCCGAACGCUGGCUGGAACAUGCUAGAACUAGACAAAAGUCUUAGGAGGCUGGUUCCGGCUUGGAUUCCUGCCAACCUUUAAUUAGAUUAGGCUGACCCUGUGCCAGUAUUGUCAUCAACUCUUCCCCUCCACCACUAUGGUCGUUGUGACGUACUUUCCUCCCCUCUCGUCUCCUCUGUCCUCCUAAAGGACAGAAUCGCAGCAAAUACGUCCGUUACCAACCACCCCUCUUGGCAGCUGCUGUCCCCUGGCAGCAUCUCAAAUCUUGCACGUCCUGAACACUCUGUCCCAACUUAAUUUGCACUUUUCUUUGAGUGAAACGUGCCCCCGGGUUUGGCCACCAACUGUUAAUCCCCCCAAUACUGUGAAUCUCCCUAGUGGUCUUUGUCUAGAAACACACUACCUGAAGAGAGAAAGUGAGAGAGUGAGAAGGAAUGCGACAUACAUGAUCAGUUAUGCAAGAGCACUUUUUUCAGAAAUUGACAAAUUCCUUCAUUGAAUGUAAAGUCGAGGUAUUUUUGUAUGACAUUUUUGUAUACCAGUUAAAACUGAGAGAAAAAGAAGUGAAUAGUUAAAAGGCUUUCCUCUUGUGACAUCAUACAUGUACUGAUGAGGCUUGUCCUGCAGAAAAUCAUUUUGAAAAAAAGGGUUCUCGGCCAGUAUCAACGUCUUCCUUUUGUAUCCAUGUAAAAAACCUUGUUCACCCAUUGAUCCCAAUCACAAUAUUCCAGUUUGCCUUCCUGUCCAUUUCCUGUCUGUUCCGAGAUCUCGCAAGCUGAGAAAGACUGGCGUCAAUGUGAUGUGAAGCACACAAACAUAAAUGUUUCUCACACUGCAGACUCAAAUCCAAGAAGGCAAUACACGUACUAUGGUACAUUAGUGGUUGGUCUUGUGUUCCCGUCAAGCUGCAGCUUCAACAGCAUUGUCUGUGUCUUUAUUGUGUGUGUUUUUUACGUGGAUCAUGGUGUAUAAUCUGAUCUUUUUAGAUGAGCUACUUUAGCUGGACUGAGGGCAUUUUCCUAUGAAGGCAGCACAACAUGCUGCUGUACAUGCAGAGACCAUUUUAUGUGUGUUUGUUUGUGUGUGUGUGUGCUUGCCUGAGCGCUAUGUAUGACGUUAUAAUGUAACUCCUUGUUUCUUUCGUAUGUAGUAACAUUUUCCUUUGCACAUGCAGUGAUAUCGUGUUGAGAUAUUUCCUGUGCUGGUGACGUUUUUUUGAAAUUAACGAUGGAUGGGAAUCUAAAGCAUUGAUUUAGCUUAGCGUAGUAGCACAAAGAUCAAUAUACAGUAUAUAUGAAGCUAGAUGUUUGUCUUUUGCAGACAAUUAUGAGAAAUAAUAAUGGAACAAACUAUAUUAGAUGAACCUAAUCCCAUUCUUUCCAAUAAUUCCUUAAUAGUAUUUGCUAACCACUUCAGACUAUGCAACAGUGCAUUCAACAACUGAUACUAAUACUGUAGUUCAUAAUGUAGCCAGACAUUUGUUGGCCCUUUUGUCAUUUUCCCUGUGUCAAAUAUGACCACUGCUUUUGCAGAUACAGCAAAGCUAAAAAAUUAAAUUGCACUUUAAAGUCAGCGUGGGCUCACUGGAAACUUAUGUGUUUGUUAUUUGUAUUCAUCUUAACUACGAUAUGCUGUAGCUAAUUGGUUCUAAAUAUGAUUAUCCACCCUCUUCUGGAUGAUACAAGCAUCUAAAACCCGACAUUAAUUAGUAUUGGCAUUGUGUGAUGUGAUAGAAAAGCUGCAGAUUUUUUCAUGUGACUGAAGGAGGAUUUCAGCUGCAGGGUUUAGAGAAAAGGCUUGUAAAGUUUCUGGACCAGUGGAUGGCUGAUGUCUCAUUUUAUUUGAAUCACUUGAAGACUGUUUAUCCAUUGCUUUUCAUUCACACACAUCCUCUUGUUGGAUCUACAUGAGCUCAUGCCUUCAAUUCUGAAUAAUAA
Messenger RNA from Anoplopoma fimbria (sablefish), 2830 nucleotides. RefSeq names its product lysosomal protein transmembrane 4 beta (gene laptm4b). Bases 148 to 825 code for a protein of 225 amino acids. Gene Ontology annotation, cellular component: lysosomal membrane. The transcript is spliced from 7 exons. Lineage: Eukaryota; Metazoa; Chordata; Actinopteri; Perciformes; Anoplopomatidae. The record is from RefSeq and is a predicted model, not a curated record.